Truncatella angustata is the source of this 1215-nucleotide messenger RNA. Its product is annotated as S-adenosyl-L-methionine-dependent methyltransferase. The coding region runs from base 1 to 1215 and encodes 404 amino acids. The transcript has 6 exons. Lineage: Eukaryota; Fungi; Ascomycota; Sordariomycetes; Amphisphaeriales; Sporocadaceae. Gene Ontology annotation, molecular function: methyltransferase activity. The record is from RefSeq and is a predicted model, not a curated record.
AUGAGCCAUCCGUUCUCGAUGGCACAGUUUCCAAUUCUCCCGUCGCAGUUAUUAAAUUCCUACAAUCUGGUUAGGCCGCCGCCCCAGCUUUUCGCGGAACAGAAGCCUGUGGCUGCCAAGAAUGUGUCAAACUUCAUCACACCUACCGUCCCGUCGCAGAUGCUACCACCACGCGAUCCGGACUUUGCGAAGAUAGCAAAUGACUUGAUUAACAAGGCAUUGGACCGAAAGCCCGGCGGCAGCUCGGUAGUGGAGCCUGACUCUGUUCUGGACGAGUCUGGUAGGCUGUAUCACGGCUAUAAGGAAGGCAAAUAUCUCUUGCCGAACGAUGCGGCAUACCGACUGGAUUUACAGCACGCAAUCUUUCGGAUAAUGUUCAACGGCUGGCUUGCUCUAGCUCCCUUCAGCAGCCCACCGAAGUUCGUGUUGGACAUCGGGACUGGCACGGGUAUAUGGGCCGCGGAAUUCGCCCAGCAAAACCCAUUCUCGUACGUGGUCGGCACCGACCUGAGCGCGAUCCAGCCCGUGUCCUCGCUUCGGAAUUUGAUCUUUGCAAAAGACGACGCUGAGGAGCCUUGGUAUUUCCCCCACCCGGAUCCUGACCACAGCCAGUGCCAUGGGCAUUGUGAACACUGGGUGAAAUUUGACUAUGUGCAUCUGAGGAUGAUGCUGACCUGCUUCGACGACACGCGCACCGUCAUGAAGCACGCGUUCCAGAACCUGAAUCCCGGCGGCUGGAUAGAGUUCCAAGAUACCGCCAUGGAAUUCUUUCAGGCUAAUCAAUCCUAUUCUGGUGACGCAAUUAUGCGGUGUGCUGAAGGCCUCAAUCGAGGGCUCGCGGCGAUUGGGCGUGACGGGAAAAAAGCCUGGUAUUACGAACGGUGGCUCAAAGAGAUUGGAUUCGUCGAUGUCGUGCAUAGGCAAUGCUGGAUUCCCAUUACACCAUGGGCGGCCGAUCCGAAAUUCAAGAAAAUGGGUGCAUUCAACCAGUCCAAUUUGUACGAUGGUGUCCGUGGUAUCAGUUGGAAACUGCUAAGGGCAGCAGGCAUGCCUGCGGAGCAAAUAGAAAAGAUUGUAAAUGAGUCACGUUGUAUACGGACGCAAACCACUUUUGUGAAAGACCGACCACUAGAAAUAGCCGGCUCCGUGACGUCCUCAGAAAGUACGACCUCCGGCAGCCCGGCACUAGAACCAAGCACACUUGCAGAGACUUAA